AUGUGGGUCACUGAAGUCCUUGACAAUGCAACAACAUGGACUUGGCCAAGGUUGAAAAGAGAAGCAUACAAAGGGCAUAUCGCAGAUCACUCAGACUGGGCUCAGCGUGGUAUCGAGGUGAAGGCAUGGCUCACCAUGAAUCACAUUGACGUAGCCAUUUUGGUUGAGACUCGCAUGCAGUUUGAUUCAGAAUGGAGUGUCACCAUGCAGCAAAGACAGGCUGGACGCCUGGCCUACCUUGCACAAACGCCGGAAUGGCAAGUUUUUACGCUGCCAGAGCCACUCCUGCCUGGAAAGCCGCCUUGCCGACGAGUUCCGUUCACUGUGGACCAGUUGGAGAAAGCCCUGAGCCUGAUUCCGAGCACUCGUAAUCUCCGCCCCCUGGCACUCCAGGAACCGGUAGGAUGUAAGGCGGCGCCGGGUUUAUGGUGCUUUUUCCUGGUGAUUUUCUUUCAUGAACUUCAGAAAGAUGGUACGAUUUCACUCCAUUGGAUCCAAGAGCACAUCACCAUUUACGCUGACGAUUGUCACCUGGGUGCCUGUUUUUCCAAUUUGGAGGAAUUUCUUGAAUUGCAUAGGAUCAUUGGCAUGGUUUUCUCCACGUUUUCUCUCAUGGACAUGCACAUUAAUCCUAACAAAUCAGUGGCCAUCAUGGAGCUGAAAGGAUCCCAAAGCGGCUGGAUCAGACGCCAAUUCAUUUGCAAGAGACAAGAUGCCGAUUGCCUGAAAAUCACAGUGCCUGAGUAUUCAGAUGUCCAUAUCCCAAUUAGCCAGACUGCCAAAUAUCUCGGUGUAGUUAUUUCAUAUGGCAAUUUUGAAGCUGCCAGUGUGAAGCACCGCCUCAGCCUGACACGCAUUGGAUAUCGACGCCUGCAGAAGUGGCUCACAGGCAAACACUGCCUGACAACGGCACAGCGGUAUCGACUCUGGCAGACUUGCAUUUAUCCAAUUUUCAGCUACGGUGUUUUUGCCAUGUGCCUUCCUUCCAAUUGCAUUCACACAGCCAUCACACAGCUGACAUUGAUGUUACGCAAAUUGGCACAUGACCACUCCUAUAUCACAAGACGCACAAAUGAAGCAGCACUUGCAUUUCACCGCUUGCCGUGCCCGACUCAAUUGCUCCACGGCACCGCCGUUGGACUGCUGAGGACGGUCACUGCACGCCAACAUGCAUUGCUUCCACAUGACAUUGCGCAUUCCAUCCAGUGGUCUCAUUUGCCGGAACUCAUCAGUCGAUUGGAAAGCAUGCAGGCCACUGCAUCCUUGGAGAGACUUGCCAUACACAGUGGACCCACGUCCUGCACCUUGGAGACGAGCCGUGCUGGUGCGGCCCUUGGCUCCAUUGAGCCCAUGCAAUCCCAACUGGCAGAUGCAGCAGCCAGAGGACUUCGAUUGAUCACAGAUGCAGAGCUUCACAACCUGAAGCAACAAAGGUUUGGAGCCAAUCUGCUGCAGAUUGUGCAAGAUCGAAACUGGGAACGUGUGGCAACAGACCAAGAGGCCUGCCAGUAUCUUGCCUCCAGGUGCAUCAUUUGCUCCUUUCAGUUCUCACGAUGUCAGGAACUUCAUCAACACUACCGGCUCAACCAUCCAGAGCUUUGGGAACACGCUCCACAGAAGGGUAUCCAGCUCACCAACCUUUUCAGCACAGACAGCCCAUGCACCUGUUGCGGAGCAUUGUUUUUGACACACAUGUGCCCAACAUGGUCUCAGAUAGCAGUCUUGUUGGUGAAUGGAGCUGGCGUGGACACAUCUGACAUUGAACCCAUCACUGAUGUUCGACAAAGGUGUGACCUUUGCUUGGAGUUCUUCAGCACACCAGCCAAGUUGGUGCAACACCUUCAAGAAGCUCAUGGACUACAAGGCCUGGGGUUCAACGUCAGCAGGGAUUCACUUGACAAUCAAACAGCUUGCGCGCACUGCGGAACUUUGUUCCAAACUAUGGGGGGACUCAAGUCCCACAUAGUACAGGGCCGGUGUCAGUUUUUCAACCCCCAGGCGGCGACAGAGACGAUUGACAUUGAUCCCUUGUGGCGUGAGGCUUGCCUGGAUGGGCGCUUUCUUGAAAUUCUGAAACCUCCUGGAAAUCGAUUGCGCCUGACAGUGGUCUGUCAGGCCUGUGGGAAGGGUUGCAAGAGGGCAGCAGACUUAUCACUGCACCUGCAAACGGCGCACGCCAGACUCUGGCGCCAAUCCCAGAGAUUGACGCAGGUACUUGUUGAUAUCUUUUAUCAACAACAAUGUUUCUGCAACCCGAGCACAGGCUUGAAACGGGGACACCACAUUUGCCUGCCAUUUAGGCAACUGGCUAUGUGCUUCCACCGGCUGGCUUGUGAGCCUUUUGCACCCACGGUGAUCACUGACCAGACGCUGCAGGCCACUCUCUCAGACAAGCUCCCCAGAUCAGACAGAUACAUCAUAGAGCAAGCCUUGGUUCAUCGGCAGUUCAAGACCCUGUGGCAGGAGACGGCGCCCUUGAAGCUGCUGCGGCAACAGUGCCUCUUCUGUGGCGCCAGACCACACACAGCAGACCUGGCACUCCAUCUACGAGAGGAGCAUGCCAACAUGCCUUCUUUUUGUUUUACAUGGAACAGUUGCUGCCCAGCGUUCAUGCGAUGA
Cladocopium goreaui is the source of this 2619-nucleotide messenger RNA. The record is from the annotation of a GenBank genome assembly. Lineage: Eukaryota; Dinophyceae; Suessiales; Symbiodiniaceae.